CAUCUGUACUGACAGUGCCAGUCUGGAGAGAAUAUACAGAGCCCGCAUGUGGACAACCAUCUCACUCCUUGCACGGACACCACUUGGAUAUAAUGGAGAAUACACAUUGCCCUCGUUUUUUAUUAGAAUACCAAGUCCAUUGGGGAUAUGAAAACAUCAAGUAAAUCUUCUUGACUCUAUGUUGGUCCGGUGGAUGAUUUGAUUUUCUCUCAUUGAAAAAGUUUAAGGUAACACGUAAUAAACUGUCUCUCUAAAGCGGAUUCGGUGCCGGUAAAGCAAUUCGGCGACGGUAAAGCUGAUGUCUUCAUUUGACUCCUUGCAGUUGAUGAUGGUGGAUCUCUCUCGGAUUUCCAAUGUGGAAACCAGCAUCCAAUUAGUUUGCGAUUGAGCGCCUGGAUAGACAGCGCAGAGGCACUUUGGCCAGCUAGCCACUUAAGCGUGUAGCCUACCGGUGGGCAGACGCAUGGUUGGGCGCUCUGCUCUGUAGGCUACAGAGUUCCAUUAAUUCUGAGUGGCAUUUUUACUUAUUUUUUUAUUUUUUUACAUUGUCAUUUAAAUUGAACCCAUCGGAUCUGGUUUAUGUGAUCAGAUAAAACUGUACAGUCUGAAUAUAUCAUUUGUAUACAAGUACUUCAUACUCACUCCGGAACGUUAAAUGCAUCGCUGUGUGUUGGACUUUAAUACGGAUACAAUUGCAGGUCUGCAAGGGCCAGAUUUAAGCUUCCUUCAUAGGAACUGAGUCUAAGAUGAAGUUAUGGGAUGUUUUGGCCACGUGUUUGUUGCUCCUGAGCUCCGUCUCCACACGCCCCCUCUACCAAAACCUUCAGCCAGCCAAGAGAGCUCACUACUCGGAUCGGUACAGUGAUUCUCUGUCCCUGUCUGUGGAGGAACCAGAGCCAGAGUCCCAGUCAGAGUCUCACAGCCUGCAGGAAAUCUCCAUGGAGGAUAAAUAUGACAUCACAGGCCCAUAUCCGGACCAGUUUGAUGACGUAAUGGAUUUUAUCAAGGCUACCAUUGGCAGACUGAGGAGAUCAUCCGAGCCCGCCGGCGGCUCAAGGGAAAGGAGGGAGCAGAGAGAGCAGGAGAGACAGAGAGGAGCAGCAAACACGGACCGAGGAGGAGGAGGAGGGAGAGGAGAGGGGAGAGGAGGACGGGCAAGAGGAGGACGUGCGGAGAAGAAGAAGGGUCGGGGGCGAGGGGGCAAAGGGAGGAGCAGUGAAAGAGGGGAGCAGCGGACGAAGCCGGUUGAAGGCCGUGGCUGCUUGCUAAAAGAGGUCCAUCUCAACGUGACAGACUUAGGUCUGGGCUACCAGACCAAAGAGGAGCUGAUCUUCCGAUACUGCAGCGGCCCCUGUUCAGACGCAGAGACCAACUAUGACAAGAUCCUCAACAACCUCACCCACAACAAGAAGCUGGUCAAGGACAUACCUUCCCGCACCUGCUGUCGACCAAUCUCCUUUGACGACGACCUGUCGUUCCUGGAUGACAACAACGAGGACUACCACAUUCUGCAGAAGCAUUCCGCCCGCAAAUGUGGUUGUGUUUGACUCUGGGAGAGAUGAAAACAAGAGAGAAAGGCAAAGUGCUGACAGACAGAAAUGAAGCAGGCAGUGACAAAGUCUCUCGGAGGCUGGCACUGCCUUUUCAAGGGAAGGAACACAGUGGAAAAUAACAGAACGUGAGACAGAUAGUCCACUCCAGUGGUGUCUUAGGACCCAUGGCCAGUGUUAGCGCGUCCUGUCCUACUCCUGAGAAGCUGCAAAGGGGUGAACAGGGAUGGUGUAGUCCCCAAACCUCCAGUGAUUUAAGCUGAUCCAGAGCCCAAGUCAGGUCACAGUGGAGAAGGGACUCCUCUAUGUUCUAAUGCCAGUUGAUGACUGACAUUAAAUUACAUUGGAAUUCAGUGUAACAGCCCAUUAAAGAGACAUUGUCAAUUCAGCUCAGUAUUCACUUCAUGGUUGGAUCGCGUCCUUGGAGGUCUACAUGGAUACUGUCUCAUUUACCUGUUGAACCAUGCUGUUAGACUCAAAGGCUUGCCUGCAAUGGAGUUGGUGAGACAGAACCAGACAGAGGAAAUCUGGAUAUUGAAAGCUGGUCUGUUCCUCAAAACGUCAGAUUCUCCUGGGAGCAUCUAUUUUCCCAGGAACGUAGUCAGCUCCUGAGGCUCACAGUGAGAACAGACUUCGUCCUGAUGGGUAUUUUUAGCUGCAGUCCAGUGUGUUCUGGUUCCACUGCACAGACUGGAGCUUAAAGUUUACAUUCACAAUGAACGGGAGAAAAAAAAGUAGAGAGGACUCUUCAACCUGUUGACUGGCUUAGUCCUACAGCAGAGACUGUCUGGUGCUACACACCAAUGUAAAAUCCCAAAUAUUUCAAAUUAUAUAUGAGAUGUAUUUAUUAAGAUUGAACUAAUUUAUUGUUAUUUAUUGCAGUCCAUUUUUAUGAUUUUCCUUAUUUAUUUGAGCUUUGUUUUGUCCUGGAUAGUGCCAAAGCAGAGCAUGUGUUUUCUAAGGGAAAUCAGAUUGUGCUGAAACAACUGGGUUCAAGGUGCAGCCAUAACCAAUCAAACUCAUCCUUUUGUUUCCAAACGCUGUACAGUUUGUAUCUGAAUUCCAUGGUAGAUAAUCCUAAACCCACUGCCGAUUCCAAAACAUCAUGGAUUUAUGAGAAUAACAUAAGGUAUCAGGUUUAGGGAGGGAAAGCAGAGAGAAAGACAGCCUGGAGUGGACCAAUUUCAACCUUUUUCUAAACAAAAAAAAUCUUAUCUCUGCUUUCCGAUCAUUUUGAAGGAUGCCAGGUUUGAGCGUCUUUGACAGUGUUCCUCAUUUGUCACUAAUGGAAAGCAGAGAGGAUGGAGAGGCCUGGGAUGUUAAGGACUGAGGGCUUGGGAGAGACCAGUCAGCUGCUCCUCACUCCUAACUAUCAAAGUAAAGGGGUAAACAGACUUCUGGCAAAACCAUGGCAUGUUUACAAGGAGCAUUCAAAUCCUGCAUUCUCGUUUUUUUAUUUUUAGGACAGAAUAAAGUCGUACUGCCGGUGGUUAUCCCAGACAGCUGUGCAGCCUUCCCUACAAUGAUACUCUCCACAUUAAAAGAAGACUACGUUGAAUUAUAGACAGAAUAACAAAUGGACCUCAGGAGGUACAGGACAGGAUGGUUAUGGGCAGCCUUCAGGACCACUGCUUUCAACGCACUUUCAUAUCACACCAUUUGCAAAGUAAUAUUUGACUGACCGCUUUACAAAAGACCACAAGAAAAUCUCUGAUAUCAUAAUGAAAACCUUGAGGGACUAGACUGUGGAAAAUGGACCCAGUGUCCUUUGGCCAUCACAGUGCAGAAGUUGAUGGUAUGCAUGUAUGCUUGGCUGCCAGGGUCUUAUAUCUCAACCCUUCAGCCUGGUCCUGGCUCUACACCAAGUCUGGGCAAAGGCUUUGUAGUGGUUACUGUCCCAGUAGGCUUUAGCGUUCCUGGGAGUGUCUCUGUCUCUGUUGUCUCUGCUCUGACACAGGUCUUUCUCACUGAUCUGGGGUUAGUUUGAAAACGAUCCUCUAACAUGCAGCUUAGCCCACUACUCCCACUGGCAAAGGCACCCUGGUGUUUAAAACCAUUUAAGGGAGAUCUGGCUCUGUCACUCUUAGCCAAGCCGACAUGCAUGUCUUAGGGCCAGACAGUAAAACAAAGAGACGGACAUAGAUUGUGACAUUACUAAAGGGGAGAGAGGGGAGCACUGGGGUAACCAGGCAUGCUCAGUGUGAACACUAUACAGCAUACCAUCCAUCCUCACCCAAAACAACUACUUAACAGAAAAGAACACGAACAGAGGAAUCUUCAAAGCAUUAUUACUACAGUACUAUGCCCUUGUCCAUAUAGAAGAGCUUUUGAGUGAAACCCAGAGAAAGGGAGCCCCAGAACAGCCCUUGAUGUUAGCAUGGAUUAUGGACCAGAGUAUCUGUGCUCACCCAACAGAAACCAAGCCAGCUUUAGCCCCAUAAUCUCCCCCAGCACACAGAACAAAUCCACGGCAUCAAGAUGAAUUUAGGCCAAACACUGUUGGAGAAAGAUCGACCCCUUUAAUCACAGCAUGCUUUUAUCAAUUGGAUCAUCAUCCCCUUUAAUAACUGAUGUCUGUGUAAGCCUUUCCGGCAGCCUCUUGGGCCCUUACCUUUCCGUAUGUUACUUUUAAGUGUGUGAACUGUGUCUGACCACUCCCCCUUCGUCUUCACAUAUGGUUGUUUCCUCAACUGUCAGUGUUCCUUUUCCUGUGUGUUCAUAACGCUGGCAGUUAUUUUGUGAAGGUAAGGUGUGUGUAAAAGCAGAGGAAUCUGCAGUGCCAACACCAGGCAGAAAGGAUUGAUUUUUUUGUUUUCAGACCCAUGUUUGUGUUAUAAUCGGCUGCGAAAGAAAAGGUGUAAUGUUUUGUGUUACUGAACCAAAGCCCUCAACAAACUUUAUUUUUGUACAAUACUCAUUUUAUAACUUUUUACAGAAUUAAACUCAUUUUUAUCAAAAUGUCUGUCUGAUGGCUAUUGAAUACUAAAUGCUUGUUGCUUCAGUGAGCUGUAGAAUCUGAAAAAGAUUGACAGGUUCUCGCCAGCCAGAAAGGUCUUUCAUAACAUAAGUAGUCUCUCCCGACAUACAUUUGUGGAGAAAAUACAGAGAAAAGGAGACUGUUCUAAGACUGUAAGCGCAAGGCGAGUGCAAAAGUAUUUCUCAUUGUGGAAUAAUGUAUCAUCGUGUUGGGGGAUUGUCAUCAGCACUCGAAGUUAGGGCGGGUCAGGGGAGAGGGUGGUUGAGGGUUGUAGGUGUGUGUAGGGAGUCGUAGGACCGGAUUAGAGAGAGGAGACAGAGGCUCUCUAGUGCUUUACUCCUCGUGUUGUGCAUUCCUGAACGCUGGCCCAGGUUUGUACGCUAAACAAAAGCUUGCUGUAAAGCGACACCAUGCUGUAAAUCGAGGCACUCGGCGGGAAUGUUUCCACCGUGCAGAGAAGAUAUGUAAACGCUGAUGAGAAAAUGGCACAGUUGGCCAGGCGGAGUGAGUCAGUCAACUUCGGCCGGUGUGUAUACACCUCAAGGUUGAUGUACCUCGAUUUUUUUCCAGUGGAUAAAACGAAAGCACUGAUUAUGUACACACAACUGUCCUGUGAGGAUCAAGACUUCACGCCUGGACUACCGGCCAAAACCUGCCCCUCUCUUGAGCUAUUGGCGGCAAGGAGAUGGGGACAAACUUGAGACUAAAACAGAGGAGAGAUUUGAUCCUCUGACUCCUCCAUGACUUAUACGGGCCGUAGUGCCAAACAGAGCCCCAACACACCCGUUGCCCACUACUAAAGGAGGCAGAUGAUCACACUGGGCAUGGGUGGACUGUGAUAUCACCCAUAGCUCGCCUGCAUUCUAACAUUGUGGCAUUCCCGGGCCGGUAACAUACACUGCUGGAGCCAGUGGCUGGUGACGUCAGCAUUUGGAAUAGUAGUGCUGGGCAGGAGGAUUGGGGCUUGGCUAAGCCACGCUCCUUUGGGAGUUGUUACGGCUUUCAGGACGUUUGAGGCUUUUUCAUGGCGAUCUGGCCACAGCCCAGAUAAUGAGCAGCUUUCGAGGAUUUGUGUUAAGAACACGUUUUCUAGUCCAGAUCUCUUGGGAUGAUUGUUUGUGCAGGCCAAAGCGCAGCACAGCCUUUGCGAUUUCAUUCACUAAGAAGGAAAGACAAAUCGAACCCUUUCCAUGCCUGUCUUCAGUCACACCCGUGAAAGACAACUGACACUUUCUAAAGGCACUAUAGUAGAACUUGUUGAAACUGAAUGGUCUUCUCAAUCCCACACAACUGUUUGGUGGGUUAACCAGAGGCUACAUUCCAGGGGAUUGUAAUGAACACGGACAUGUGAUCCAUGAACUAUGGCAUAGCUUUUUCUGUCACACUAACGUAAUUAUAGACACUACAGGUUGUACAAGAGAUUUAGGACAACACUGCUGACUGUCGUCACUAUCUAGUUUCCGGGUGAGGUGAAAGGAAGCGAUUCAAGUAUAUUUAAAAAAUGUCUAGCUAUGCAGCAGCUUGUUACCCAUAUAGUUCUAUUGGGUAUGUAUAACAGAUAUAUUACCUGCUGAUAUGGACAGAAACAUAACCUUCUUGUCAAUUCAUACCCCCCAAACUAUUCUCCAACAUGAUGGAUCGUAAUUUACACCACAUGGCAUGG
This is a messenger RNA of Oncorhynchus keta (chum salmon), 6190 nucleotides long. It is a transcript of the gene gdnfa, whose product is annotated as glial cell derived neurotrophic factor a. Gene Ontology annotation, biological process: negative regulation of neuron apoptotic process; positive regulation of branching involved in ureteric bud morphogenesis; peripheral nervous system development. Gene Ontology annotation, molecular function: receptor tyrosine kinase binding; growth factor activity; glial cell-derived neurotrophic factor receptor binding. The transcript has 3 exons. The coding region runs from base 747 to 1547 and encodes 266 amino acids. The record is from RefSeq and is a predicted model, not a curated record. NCBI's taxonomy places the organism in Eukaryota, Metazoa, Chordata, Actinopteri, Salmoniformes, Salmonidae.